This is a messenger RNA of Cladocopium goreaui, 1617 nucleotides long. The record is from the annotation of a GenBank genome assembly. NCBI's taxonomy places the organism in Eukaryota, Dinophyceae, Suessiales, Symbiodiniaceae.
GCAUCAACAUCCUCGUCCUCAUUUGGCGACAUCGCCGGGCGAUUGGUUUAUUCCAAGUUCUUUGACAUCUUCACGGCCUUGGUGAUUGUGGCAAGCUUGGUCAUUCUAGUAUUUGAGGUGAAUGCAGAUGCCAGAUGUUAUCCUGAGUAUGCUCAGAGCUUUCAGGAUUGUCCUGUCAGUAGCUUGCAGAUACAAUGGCUGGAACAUGCGAACACUGCCCUCCUCCUCAUCUUUUCCAUAGAAUGCCUUGCCCGCGCCUGUGCCGAGCAAAGCCGUUUCUUUUGCAACGGUUGGAAUCUCAUCGAUGUGGCCACGGUGCUCGUGGGUUUUCUGGGUAAAAUGUGGACCUCGACGCUGAACGUGAACUUUCUCAGGGCUUUCCGUCUUCUGUGCAUUUGCCGGAGCUCACGCAUGGUGACCUCUGUUCCAGAACUCCGCGUGCUGCUGGUGGCGUUGAAGGCCUCCAUGAGGGCAUUGGUUGUUGCUGCUGUGUUUCUCCUGUUCAUUCUCUUUCUGUGGGCCAUCGUUGCAGUGGAAACCCUACACCCGUUGCUGUCCUCGUCGCACGCGUCCGACGAUGCGUUGGCCUUCGAGGAUGUGUGGAAGGCAGCGGUGACCAUUCUGCUGCAGAUGGGGGGAUGGAUCCAGGAGGAUUUCGGAGACGUUGUGCUUGAUGCGCCAUGGACGGCUGCCAUUUUCUUUGGGAUUUUGGUGAGUAUGAGCUUCGGGGUGAUGAUAACUUUGGUGCUGAUCGUGGAAUGUUACACGCGCGCCUGUGAGCAGGAUCAACAGCAGAAGUGGGAGGAUGAAAAUGCCCAGAGCGACGCACAUCUCCACCAAUUGGCCGCUGCAUGUUCGAACUUGGACACGAUGCGCCGUGGCAGUUUGCAGAUGGCCGACCUGAUAGGUGCUUAUCAGGGCGACGUGGCGGGUUUCCGCAGCUCCCUGGCCACCAUGGGCAUUGAGAGCAGGGAGCAACUGGAGACGAUCUGUGUGGUUCUGGCGGCUCCGACGGGGCAGGUCGGGAUCUCGGAGUUCCUGCGACAUCUGCGAGGUCUGCAGAAAAGUGUGGCGCGCGAUGCCUGGAUGGCCUACACGGUCCUUGAGCUGAAACGCCUGGUGAAAGCCGAGUUGACGGCGCCCCGCGGCGCUUUCCCUCGUGGCGCACCUCGGCUGGCGCAGGCUUCGCCCACGCUGCGACUGGCGCCGCUGCUGCCCGAGGAGACGUCGCCGCUGCCACAGCAGGAGGUCGUCCGGAGGAGGUGGGCCAGGCAUUGCAUACAGAGCUUUGAGAACUUGCAGAAGGGUAUGGAUCCUUUGCUGCUGCAGGCUGAACAUCUUUUGCAGGAAGUCCUUGAGGAGACUGCAUUUGAACCUCCAUUCCAAGACUGUCGCAUCGAGAUCGAAAUCGACAGUGACGCUGCAACCCCUGACAUGCCGAGUCGCUACGAUUGGCUGCUGGAUCAGCGUUCCAGCGUCUUGUGCGACUCCUUUAAUCGCAGCCUGGAGCAGCUGAGCAGCCUUGAUUGUUCUCGGUGGUGUCAGGAAUCGGCUUCUCCUCAGAAGCCAUGCUCGCACUGGGCUUAUCCUCAUGCAGGAAUCAGCUGCCGUGAGUAA